AUGAUUAUGCCAAUAACGCGGAUAGAAGCAAAGAACUUCUUGAACGAAAACGAAUAUAAUCUAUUUGAUGAUGAAGAGAUCUGUCGACUGAACAUAUACAACGCUAUCAUACGAUACAUUUUCAAAAGUGAGUUUUCGGCACCGGUAACGGAAAUUCUGGAAAAUGGCAGAACCUACGUACUCGAUGUUGGUUGUGGCAGCGGCUCUUGGCUUUUCGACAUGGCAAUCAAAUAUCCAAAUUCGUCAUUUAUUGGAAUCGACUAUUCACCCAAUGUUCCCGAAAACUCAAAAUUAUUAAAUAACAUCGCAUUCUUGCGAGGAGACUUGAAUAAUGGAUUGCCAUUCCCCGACAAUUCUUUUGAUCUGGUUCAUAUGGCAGACAUGAGAUCCUCCAUCGAGCGUGAUCAAUGGCCAUUAGUCAUCAGGGAGUUGACGAGAGUUCUGAAACCUGGUGGAUGGCUAGAGGUUGGUAUAUCUUUACUAUUUUCGGAAGACCCCCUCGAUCUUUAUCUUUACAUUGAUGAUCCUUACGAAGUUUCCGAAUCAUUUGCAUUAUGCAUUGAAAGCACCGGUUGCGACCCUAAUAUUUAUAAUAAAAUACCCGAAUUUUUAAAGGCCACCAAAUCAUAUGAAAAAGUGAUGUGCGCCGAAAGAUCGAUUCCAAGUGGAACUUGGGCCGACGGUUUAGGAAUCCUUGUAAGUAACAUGAAACUGCUUCACCUGGAUGCAAAAUAA
Molecule: messenger RNA, 735 nt
Organism: Acaulospora morrowiae
Lineage: Eukaryota; Fungi; Glomeromycota; Glomeromycetes; Diversisporales; Acaulosporaceae
Source: the annotation of a GenBank genome assembly